AGAUGACUGCUAAAAAAACAUUCAAGAGAACUGCGGUUACUGGACAAAAAACCUGUGGGCCUUCGAAGAAGAAAUCCAGUGACACAGAAGAUGAAGAAAAGCAGACUGGGAAAACUAAGUGCAACAUACCUGGAUGUUUCUUGCUGGAACUUGAGACUGAAAAACGCUACACUGGAAAGAAUUUCAAGAAAAACAAGGACGAGCUAGCCUGGAAAAUCUAUGACCUCCUUAACCUCACUGUCUUUGAUCAAAAGCUGCCAGAGAAGUUAGACAUCGGCUGGAACAAGAAGAUGCUGAGAACCGCUGGCUUAUGCAGCACUGGCGAGCUACAGUACCCCGAGAAGCGCCGCUUCGCCAAGAUUGAGAUUUCUCUGAAAGUCUGCGACUCUGCAGACCGACUCCGUGAUACUUUGAUCCAUGAACUAUGCCACGCAGCCUCCUGGCUGCUCGACGGAACCCGUGAUUCUCAUGGUGAUUCGUGGCAGUAUUAUGCCAAAAAAACCAACAUGGUACACCCGGAGCUGCCCAAGGUCACCCGUUGCCAUAACUAUCAAAUUAACUACAAGAUCCUUUAUGAAUGUACUCAGUGCAAGUCCAGAGUUGGCCGAUACACCAGAUCACUGGACACCAACCUCUUUAUCUGUGCCAAAUGCAAGGGAACCCUCGUCAUGCUGCCAUUGACCCGGAAAGAUGGAACCCCCAUCCGUCCCCAUGUGAGGCCAUUUGCCAAAUAUGUGAAGGAGAAUUAUCGAAUCAUUUGUAAGUCAGUAGAAGGGCUUACCCAUGGGGAUGUGAUGAGAAGGCUCAGCAAGGAUUAUGUUGCCAAAAAACAACAGCGAAAUACUUAAAGUGACCCGAUAAAGUA
Molecule: messenger RNA, 865 nt
Organism: Oryctolagus cuniculus (rabbit)
Lineage: Eukaryota; Metazoa; Chordata; Mammalia; Lagomorpha; Leporidae
Source: RefSeq, a predicted model, not a curated record